Molecule: messenger RNA, 240 nt
Organism: Ustilago hordei
Lineage: Eukaryota; Fungi; Basidiomycota; Ustilaginomycetes; Ustilaginales; Ustilaginaceae
Exons: 1
Coding region: 1-240 (79 amino acids)
Source: RefSeq, a predicted model, not a curated record
AUGAGUUCGGUCCGCCUAGCCACCGCACGCAAUGAAGCCGGCCUGGAGAAGGGGCUCAAGACAAAAGAUCGACGACAAGCAAAGGCCUCGACCACUCUAAAGAGCACCGAGACAAUCGAUGCAAAUCAACAACUCAAAAGCUGCCAUGAAGCACAAGGGGCCAAGCACAUGGAGAUUAACAAAGUCAUCAACCUGAACGCAGGAAGAAUCGUGGUGUUUGUAGUCGCAAGCAAUGUUUAA